AUGCCCUGCCCUGGCCAGGUCGUGUCCCUGCUGUGGCCCAGCUCGCUCCAGGAGGCUGGUGAUGGCCAAGAGAUGGGCCUCUCCCAGCUCCGGACACCUGACCAGGAGGUGAGCCGGGGCCUGGGCCACAGCGAGGAAGGGGUCUCUGUGCCCCAGGCCUUGGCUCCUCGCUCCCUCUGUCGGCUCCACGUCCUGCCCCCACCUGGGCCUCGGGCUGUGCACUGUGGGAGCCACGGGCCAGCCACGCCCAGCUCCCUGGACGGUCUGGUGGCCACACACGCUGGAGAAGGCUGGACGGGCAGAAACCAGGUCGCGAGAUGGGAACAUAGGACCCGGAAGCUGAGCGGGGCCUUUGGGUCCCCCCACCUGGCCUGCUACACCCUGGGCGGCGCCAUCCUGCUCCUGAACGUCCUGCGCUCCCACUGCUUCACGCAGGCCAUGCUGAGCCAGCCCAGGAUGCAGAGCCUGGACAACCCCUUGGCCUACCGCGUGGGCCUCGCACUCCUGGGAGUGGGCGGCGUGUUUGUCCUUUCCAGUUUCCUGGCUCUGGGCUUCACCGGGACCUUCCUAGGCGACUACUUCGGGAUCCUGAAGGAGGCCAGAGUGACCACGUUCCCGUUCAGCGUCCUGGACAACCCCAUGUACUGGGGCAGCACAGCCAACUACCUGGGCUGGGCCAUCAUGCACGCCAGCCCCGCCGGCCUGCUGCUGACCAUGGUGGUGGCGCUCAUCUACGCGGUCGCCAUCCUCUACGAGGAGCCCUUCACCGCUGAGAUCUACCGGCAGAAAGCGUCCCAGGCCCACAAGAGGAGCUGACGGCCCGUGGCCACUCCGUGAGGGUACCCACCUCGGGCUUGCCCCGAGCACACGCCCCUUGAGGGGAGGGGGAGAGCGGUGCCCGGCCUGGGCCGUCCAGUGCCUUGGAAACGUGGCUUGGGGGCCUGGAAGGCGCCGUGUGGCCCCAGAGCCCCCUGCCCUGCCGCCCACCACGUCCUGACCAAUAAAGGCGCCUGACCC
Physeter macrocephalus (sperm whale) is the source of this 1017-nucleotide messenger RNA. It is a transcript of the gene PEMT, whose product is annotated as phosphatidylethanolamine N-methyltransferase. Gene Ontology annotation, molecular function: phosphatidylethanolamine N-methyltransferase activity. The record is from RefSeq and is a predicted model, not a curated record. Bases 1 to 816 code for a protein of 271 amino acids. NCBI's taxonomy places the organism in Eukaryota, Metazoa, Chordata, Mammalia, Artiodactyla, Physeteridae. Gene Ontology annotation, biological process: phosphatidylcholine biosynthetic process. The transcript has 8 exons.